AUGGUCCUCCUCUCUGAAGAGUGCGCACGCAUUUUAAAUUGUCCUCUCAAAUCCCUGAGGGAGCAGCUCUUUCACCCAAAAAAUAGAAUUUUAAUUUUGAAAGAGCUUUUGGGGCGCAAAGUACGCACCACAUAUGAGGACAGAAAUGGACAUAUAAAAAUGUUCAAAAUUGGAGGUCUCUCGAAAUAUGGAGCAAAUGUCACUCAAGCUUAUGGGCGCCUCCCUCGUCCUUUCAAUAUUUCUGUGGCUGCUCAUUUUUAUGCACGUCACCGAAUCCGACUCCAACACCCAUUCCUUCAUUGUAUUAUCGAAAGAUUUCCACGCCACAUGGAGAAUCGCUACUACCCUCUUGAACUUCUUGAACUUGUUGAGGAGGAGCAAAGUGAAAGAUCAACUCCGUCGACUCUCAAACCUUUGAUAUUUCGUUGUGGCUCGGAUUCUGAAGAAAAUGAUGAAGAGGAACUUUCGUUGUGCGAACUUAGUCUAGGGUGGUAAAAUACACACACAUCGUUACACGCACACCCUUCUAAUAAAUAUACCAAAAAUAUUUUUUAUCCAAAAUUUCAAUUUUUUGUUAAAUUUUCAUCUUAUAAUUCUUAAUUAUGCUUUUUUACCCCUAAAAGUAAACACUUCUUUUCUUAAAUUCUGCUUUUUCUUUAAAUUGUAACUUCUAUUUAUUAAUAUUGCACUUUUACC
This is a messenger RNA of Meloidogyne enterolobii, 696 nucleotides long. The record is from the annotation of a GenBank genome assembly. NCBI's taxonomy places the organism in Eukaryota, Metazoa, Nematoda, Chromadorea, Rhabditida, Meloidogynidae.